CCGUGGGUUUCAUUUCUCGCCAAGUACAGACAGAAGAAGUACAAGUGUCCCAGGAAUUUUUCAUUCUAAGAAUCGGACAUUUGAAGUGCUCGUUCAAAGAUGGCUGUAUUUUCUAAUAUGUUUGAGGAGAACAUUCGUGAUUAUAUUAACACUAUUGAUGAGUUGAGGUCAAUGAGUAUAGAUAAAGACUUUUCUCUCCCCACCAUUACUGUGAUUGGAGACCAGAGCUCAGGGAAAAGUUCUGUCCUGGAGAUGUUGUCUGACGUGGCCCUUCCCCGAGGCAAAGGUAUUGUGACAAGAUGUCCUCUGGAGUUGAAGCUGAAGAAGGCUGCAGGUGAUAAACCUUGGAAAGGAGAAAUACGUUAUAGAGAGUAUGUCAAAUCACUGGAUCGUGCAAAUCAGGUGGAAGAUGAAAUUCUUCAAGCCCAGGACGUGCUGACUGAAAACACACCCAUAAGUUCCGAACUCAUCAGUUUAACAGUUGAAUCGAACAAUGCUCCGGAUCUAACAUUAAUUGAUUUGCCUGGAAUUGCCAGGGUUCCUGUUGGGAAUCAACCUCAAGAUAUUGGCAAAAUGAUCAAAAAACUCAUCAAAAGCUAUAUUCAAAGAAAGGAAACCAUCAUUUUGGUUGUCAUCCCUUGCACCGUGGACAUUGUAACCACUGAAGCUUUGAAGAUGGCACAUGAGUUUGAUUCAGAAGGGGAAAGGACACUGGGUAUUUUAACAAAACCAGACUUGAUUGACAAAGGUACAGAAGAAGAGAUUAUCAAAAUACUUGACAAUAAUGUUGUCCCUCUGAAGAAGGGUUACAUUCUUGUCAAGUGUCGUGGGCAGAGUGAACUGAAUGCAAAUACAACAAUGUCCACUGCAUUGGAGGAAGAAAUCGCAUUUUUACAGAACAGCUCAACUUUCCGACCACUGCUGGACAAAGGCAUUGCAUCCUUUGAACAUCUGUCUGAAAAACUCACCAGUGAACUCAUUCAUAAAAUCAAGGCCUGGCUGCCAAUCAUGGAGGAAGCUCUUCGAGAGAAAGUCAUUCAAGUCAAAGAUAAAUUACAUGAACUCGGUGGCAAUAUUCCACAGGAAGCUGGGGCGAGAAAGUGUUUACUGAACAAUAAAAUUCUGAACUACUGUGAAGAAAUCAAUAAUUUAAUCAUGGGAGAUUACAAAAAGGACUAUGACAAUGAGAAGAAGAUAUGUGACUUUUCUCGCAGGGUAUUUUCGGAGUGGUACAACAAGCUAGAGAUUGAGAAAGCUAGACUUAAUGAAGAAGCUCUCUCAAAGGUCAGGUUCCAUGAUAUAAACUCUCAAGGGAGAGAGUUGCCUGGAUUCACAAAAUACCGAGUAUUUGAAUCUGUUAUUCGAGAACAGAUCGGCAAGUUACUGGGGCCCUCUCUCCAAUUGGUGAAAGAACUGGCAGAUAAAACCCAGCAAGUGUUUAACACAAUGGGAGUUGAACAUUUUAUGCUUUUUCCAAAUCUAAUACAAGCAACCAAGGAGCUAAUUGCUGAAAUCCGACACAAACAGGAACAGGAUGCAGAACAGAUGUUGAGGAUGUAUUUCAACAUGGAGGGCAUGGUCUAUGCACCAGAUGCGAUGUAUUGCUCUAAACUGACAGAGAUUCAAUCAAGACCUGAGAAAGGCAGUCACAGGGAGCUCAGCUCCCCAAAACAUAAUUCAAGCCAUGAAAUGGCAGCUCAUUUACAAGCCUAUUAUCAAAUUGCCAUCGAUCGAUUGGUUCAAAUGAUACCCUUGGUUUCCAGAUAUCAUCUUCUGCAAGAAUUUGCACAAUCUCUCAAGCUGCAAAUGACUCAAAAAUUUCUCAAUGAAGCAGAUACUGAAGGCCUGCUGGUUGAGUGUCCCGAGAUUGCAAACAAACGGAAAAGAUUGACCAACUCCCUGAAGCAGCUAGACAAAGCAAGGGCUCUUUUGAUGUCUAAAUAAAUCAACAAAAUUCAGUGACAUGGGAACCUCUUUUAUCUUGAAAGUUUUCCUUACUUUUAACCCCUUUGCAUUCUCACCCUUGACUCCUCAUUGGGUUCCACUUUACAAGCACCAAUCAUAGGCCCUUUCAUAAAUGAUAGAUUAACACUGAGCGGAAGGCGGAUUCUGUGCGGGAGUGGGAUGCCUUGAUUUGCCUCCCGUGCUGCUCAUGAUGCCCGGGGCAAUUGCAUCCACUGGCACACGCUGGUCAGUAAGUGCAGUUCAUCUGCAAUUAAGCAAACUACACCAAAAGGUUGUGGAACAUUGAGCCCAAAUUUCAGUCAAUGUAAGUCAUGUACCCAUUACUUUUUCACUUGUUUAAAGAAACACAACUUUACAAACCAGCGCUGCCAACAGGGCUAGUGACUAAUUAAUCACAAUUAUGAGAUUCCACCAUUUGUUUUCAUUUUCAGACCUUUAAGGAAACUCUUAACAUUCAGUUGUUUUCUUUUUCUGGGUGAAACAAGUUUAAUGGCAUGUUUUUUUUUUAAAAAUGACUUCCUUUUGCACCCACUAGUAAACAGAGUAUUGAACACCAAAAUAACGGCAAAUUGUUCUGUAAGGUUUUCUCAAGUCACUUCAAUGAUUUGAAAUUUUUCUUUUUGUGAUAAUUAAACUGCACCAGGUUACUGCUAUAAACGGCAUCAGGGGAUAAUUUUAAAACAAUCUUUAAAUGAUGCUGAUUGUACUGCUUCAGGGCAGGUUAUAUGUACAAUGGGAUACAAAUGAGUUGGAAACUCAUGAAGAUCCUUUCCCAAGACCAGCACACAGCUCUUUGACCAUCAUUUCUGCCCAAACCGAUGACUGCACCCAAAGCUGAAACUUGAGUGUUCACAUCCUUGUACUAAAGGAUUAGAAUAACAACUGUUAUCAUGGAAUUGUAAUACAAUGCAGAAACCACUUCUGUCAUGGUAAUGACUUCCCUCCAGAUUUAUUGCUUUGAUUUCAAUCUUCACACAGACUAAGCUCCUGAUAGUAAGGUGAUGUAUUAUCCAAUGCCAUACCCCCUUGCACAGCAAAGAUUGAAUUUCAAAAGUCCUUCAUAGUCUAUGAAAUAUUUUGGGACAUUUGAGAUCAAGAAGGUGCUACACGAAUGUAUACUUUCCUUUCUGGUUUUCUUUGUUUUUUGAGAUUAGAAUUUACCGAAUUGACUUAGAAUUGAUUGGCAAUUUGUGCAAUGGAUGAACUCAUACUAAA
Hemiscyllium ocellatum (epaulette shark) is the source of this 3180-nucleotide messenger RNA. Its product is annotated as interferon-induced GTP-binding protein Mx-like. Gene Ontology annotation, molecular function: GTP binding; microtubule binding; GTPase activity. The record is from RefSeq and is a predicted model, not a curated record. Bases 100 to 1944 code for a protein of 614 amino acids. Lineage: Eukaryota; Metazoa; Chordata; Chondrichthyes; Orectolobiformes; Hemiscylliidae. The transcript has 13 exons. Gene Ontology annotation, cellular component: microtubule; cytoplasm; membrane.